AGAAGAAACACCUGAUCUGAUCUUAUCGGACUAUACAGUAUCAUGUUGGCACCUGUUAGGACUGUGGGCACUGAGAAAGGGACAUGUCCACUGCUCUCUGUCCAGCCCUGUCGAGGGCUGUUGGACGAGAAGUUUCAGAUUCUCAUAAUGAAUUUACUGCCAAAUCAAGAGGUGACGAUAUACUGUCUACAUCAAUCAGAAGACAAGGACUUCUGGGAGGCGUUUGGACACUACAUCAGUGAUGAACACGGAAUAGUGACAGUGGCAAAAGAUAAAAGUUUGGGCGGCACCUAUGAAGGCACAGAGCAGAUGGGGUUGAUAUGGAGCAUGAGACCCGUACCAGGAAGUCGAUCUGGACUCAGGUUGCGUAAGACAAAUGUUCUUACACCGAUGGUGAUUCACAUUUCAGUAUACAGUGGACAUCUAUCUGAAAGAUUUAGCGAGAAAACACCCCUGGCGACGAGCGUCACAGAACGCUGGUACGUUGCACCCGGUGUUCAGAGGGUGAACAUCAGGGAGAAAGGAGUACGAGGAACUUUAUUUCUUCCUCCAGGCCCUGGGCCGUACCCAGGAGUGCUGGACCUGUGGGGAGGAGGUGGUGGUUUGGUCGAGUAUCGUUCUGCCCUGCUUGCAUCUCAUGGCUUUGCAUCCAUGGCACUUGAGUACCUCGCUCCAGAAGAGCUGAAAACAGUUGAUGUUGAUGUGUCGUACUUUGAGAAAGCAUACCAGAUUUUACAAAAUCAUCCAAAGAUACAGAAGGACAAUCUGGCAAUGCUUGGGCUAUCUUUUGGAAGUGCCAUCACAUUCAGUAUGGCGGCCUACUCAAAAGUCAUCAAGCCCCAGUGCUGUGUGUGUAUCAGUGGAAGUCAUGUGGUUCCUAUUGAUAAAUCUCUUUUUGAAGUCUUUGAGGAGAUAAACAAGCAUAUGAACAGGGUACGUAUGAAUGAGGAGAACCAGGUAAUACAGAGAGACAUCAUAUUGCCGAUUCCCUUAGACCCGGCUCUCAAAGUAGACGUUGGGAGAAUAAAGUGUCCUCUUCUGUUGGUGAAUGGUGGUGAUGAUCAGAACUGGGCUUCUGUUGAAUCUGCUGCAGAUAUGGAGAUGAUGAUGGAGAAAGCAGGAAAUCGGCACUUGUUGACAGUCCUGACAUAUCCUGAUGCGGGUCAUCUGAUCGAACCUCCGUACUCGCCUCACUUCCGAGCAACUAACUUCAUGCUGCAACAAAUGAAGGAGAAAAUUGUCAUGCUAUGGGGUGGACAGACCAAACCUCACGCUUACGCACAAGAGGACGCAUGGAACAAGAUAUUAGCAUUUCUGCGGCAGCACCUCUGCUUCAGUUCAAACUUUGCAAAGGCCAAACUGUAGUUCUGUCAUUUACAACAUUGAUAUGAGUGCAGCUUUUUUUUUCAAAUGCUUCCAAUUGCAAUGAUAUGAUUGCCAGCA
Rhinichthys klamathensis goyatoka is the source of this 1443-nucleotide messenger RNA. Its product is annotated as acyl-coenzyme A thioesterase 5-like. The transcript is spliced from 11 exons. Bases 43 to 1365 code for a protein of 440 amino acids. Gene Ontology annotation, biological process: acyl-CoA metabolic process; fatty acid metabolic process. NCBI's taxonomy places the organism in Eukaryota, Metazoa, Chordata, Actinopteri, Cypriniformes, Leuciscidae. Gene Ontology annotation, molecular function: fatty acyl-CoA hydrolase activity. The record is from RefSeq and is a predicted model, not a curated record.